GGCUCUGUGGCUUCAGGGCUCGGAGAGGGAGAGAGGGAGGGUGGCAAAGAGAGUGAGUCGGUGCCGCCGCCUGCCUGAGGAAAGAGGAGGGGUCCCGCUUGCCUGCGCCCUUCGCGGGCCGAGAGCGCGAGGCACCCGCCAACCUCUGAGGCCUCCCGGCCCCUGGGGACCCCGCCCCGCCGCCGGCCGGCCGGCCCGCGGCCUCUCUUCCCUUUGUGAGCGCCCCCUUCCCAAGGGUGGUGGUGGUGGCAGAGGGCUGUGCGUGGGCCCGCCCGCCGAGGGGCCGCGGCGGGGGACCAAGAGGGCCUCGGCUGUGUGGGGACGGGAGGCGGCCGAGGCCCGGGCCGGUUCCCCCGAGGCGGCGGCGGCGGCGGCGGCUCCCGGCACUUCCCCGCGCCAUCUUAGCUGAGCCCAAGCGCUGAGGGCGGCUCUUCGACCCCAGUCGUCCCCUCGCCCCCCCCCCCUCGCCCCUUGUCGCAGAGCUUGGGCUGGGCGGCUCGGUGGGGCUCCGGGGGGGGGGGCGGCGGUCUGUCGCCAGGCCCCCUCCUCCUCCUCACUCCUCGCCCUCCAGCCUAGAGGCUACCGGAGUGCUGCAGGGGGCUGCGCCUGCCUACUCCACCCCAGACCUGUCGGCGAAAGGUUUAUGCCAACGUGGCUUCAUUCAUACAGAUGAACCAAGGAUUGGGAUAGCAGUAUAAAAUUAGAAUCAGACAGCUGAUUGCCCAGCAGGAUGCCAUCAACUAACCGAGCGGGCAGCCUGAAGGACCCUGAAAUUGCAGAGCUCUUCUUCAAAGAAGAUCCAGAGAAGCUCUUCACAGAUCUCAGAGAAAUUGGCCAUGGAAGCUUUGGAGCAGUGUAUUUUGCACGAGAUGUGCGUACCAAUGAAGUGGUGGCUAUCAAGAAAAUGUCUUAUAGUGGAAAGCAGUCUACUGAGAAAUGGCAGGAUAUUAUUAAGGAAGUCAGGUUUCUACAAAGAAUAAAACAUCCCAACAGUAUAGAAUACAAAGGCUGCUAUUUACGUGAGCAUACAGCAUGGCUUGUAAUGGAAUAUUGUUUAGGAUCUGCUUCAGAUUUACUGGAAGUUCACAAAAAGCCAUUACAGGAAGUGGAAAUAGCAGCAAUUACACAUGGUGCUCUCCAGGGAUUAGCCUACUUACAUUCUCAUACCAUGAUCCACAGAGAUAUCAAAGCAGGAAAUAUCCUUCUGACAGAACCAGGCCAGGUGAAACUUGCUGACUUUGGAUCUGCUUCCAUGGCAUCUCCUGCCAAUUCUUUUGUGGGAACACCAUAUUGGAUGGCUCCAGAGGUAAUUUUAGCCAUGGACGAAGGACAGUAUGAUGGCAAAGUAGAUGUAUGGUCUCUUGGAAUAACAUGUAUUGAACUAGCGGAAAGGAAGCCUCCUUUAUUUAAUAUGAAUGCAAUGAGUGCCUUAUAUCACAUAGCCCAAAAUGAAUCCCCUACACUACAGUCUAAUGAAUGGUCUGAUUAUUUUCGCAACUUUGUAGAUUCUUGCCUCCAGAAAAUCCCUCAAGAUCGCCCUACAUCAGAGGAACUUUUAAAGCACAUGUUUGUUCUUCGGGAGCGUCCUGAAACAGUGUUAAUAGAUCUCAUUCAAAGGACAAAGGAUGCAGUGAGAGAGCUGGACAAUCUGCAGUAUCGAAAGAUGAAGAAACUCCUUUUCCAAGAGGCACAUAACGGACCAGCAGUAGAAGCACAGGAAGAAGAGGAGGAACAAGAUCAUGGUGUUGGACGGACAGGAACAGUGAAUAGUGUUGGAAGUAAUCAGUCUAUCCCUAGUAUGUCCAUCAGUGCCAGUAGCCAAAGCAGUAGUGUUAACAGUCUUCCAGAUGCCUCAGAUGACAAGAGUGAGCUAGACAUGAUGGAGGGAGACCACACAGUGAUGUCUAAUAGUUCUGUCAUCCAUUUAAAACCUGAGGAAGAAAAUUACAGAGAAGAGGGAGAUCCUAGAACAAGAGCAUCAGAUCCACAAUCGCCGCCCCAAGUAUCUCGUCAUAAAUCACACUAUCGUAAUCGAGAACACUUUGCUACUAUACGGACGGCAUCGCUGGUUACAAGGCAAAUGCAAGAACAUGAGCAGGACUCUGAGCUCAGAGAACAGAUGUCUGGCUAUAAGAGAAUGAGGCGGCAACAUCAAAAGCAGCUGAUGACUCUGGAAAAUAAGCUAAAGGCUGAGAUGGAUGAACAUCGCCUCAGAUUAGACAAAGAUCUUGAAACUCAGCGUAACAAUUUUGCUGCAGAAAUGGAGAAACUUAUCAAGAAACAUCAGGCUGCCAUGGAGAAAGAGGCCAAAGUGAUGGCCAAUGAGGAGAAAAAAUUUCAGCAACAUAUUCAGGCCCAACAGAAGAAAGAACUGAAUAGCUUUUUGGAGUCCCAGAAAAGAGAAUAUAAACUUCGAAAAGAACAGCUUAAGGAGGAGCUGAAUGAAAACCAGAGCACCCCAAAAAAAGAAAAACAGGAGUGGCUUUCAAAGCAGAAGGAGAAUAUACAGCAUUUCCAAGCAGAGGAAGAGGCUAAUCUUCUUCGACGACAGAGACAAUACCUAGAGCUGGAAUGCCGUCGCUUCAAGAGAAGAAUGUUACUUGGGCGCCAUAAUUUGGAGCAGGACCUUGUCAGGGAGGAGUUAAAUAAAAGGCAGACUCAAAAGGACUUAGAGCAUGCCAUGCUACUGCGACAGCACGAAUCCAUGCAAGAACUGGAGUUCCGCCACCUCAACACAAUUCAGAAGAUGCGCUGUGAAUUGAUCAGAUUGCAGCAUCAAACUGAGCUCACUAACCAGCUGGAAUAUAAUAAGCGAAGAGAACGAGAACUAAGACGAAAGCAUGUCAUGGAGGUUCGACAACAGCCUAAGAGUCUGAAGUCUAAAGAACUCCAAAUAAAAAAGCAGUUUCAGGACACCUGCAAAAUCCAAACCAGACAGUACAAAGCAUUAAGAAAUCACCUACUGGAGACUACACCAAAGAGUGAGCACAAAGCUGUUCUGAAACGGCUCAAGGAGGAACAGACCCGGAAGUUAGCCAUCUUGGCUGAGCAGUAUGAUCACAGCAUCAAUGAGAUGCUUUCCACACAAGCCCUGCGUUUGGAUGAAGCACAGGAAGCAGAGUGCCAGGUUUUGAAGAUGCAGCUGCAGCAGGAACUGGAGCUGUUGAAUGCAUAUCAGAGCAAAAUCAAGAUGCAGGCUGAGGCACAACAUGAUCGAGAGCUUCGGGAGCUUGAACAGAGGGUCUCCCUCCGCAGGGCACUCUUAGAACAAAAGAUUGAAGAAGAGAUGUUGGCUUUGCAGAAUGAACGCACAGAACGAAUACGAAGCCUCCUGGAGCGUCAAGCCAGAGAAAUUGAAGCUUUUGACUCUGAAAGCAUGAGACUAGGUUUUAGUAACAUGGUCCUUUCUAAUCUCUCCCCUGAGGCAUUCAGCCACAGCUACCCAGGAGCUUCUGGUUGGUCUCACAAUCCCACUGGGGGUCCAGGACCUCACUGGGGUCAUCCCAUGGGUGGCCCACCACAAGCUUGGGGCCAUCCAAUGCAAGGUGGACCCCAGCCAUGGGGUCACCCCUCAGGGCCAAUGCAAGGGGUACCUCGAGGUAGCAGUAUGGGAGUCCGCAAUAGCCCUCAGGCUCUGAGGCGGACAGCUUCUGGGGGACGGACGGAGCAGGGCAUGAGCAGAAGCACGAGUGUCACUUCACAAAUAUCCAAUGGGUCACACAUGUCUUAUACAUAACUUAAUAAUUGAGAGUGGCAAUUCCGCUGGAGCUGUCUGCCAAAAGAAACUGCCUACAGACAUCGUCACAGCAGCCUCCUCACUUGGGUACUACAGUGUGGAAGCUGAGUGCAUAUGGUAUAUUUUAUUCAUUUUUGUAAAGCGUUCUGUUUUGUGUUUACUAAUUGGGAUGUCAUAGUAUUUGGCUGCCGGGUUUUGUUUUGUUUUUUAAACUUUUGGAAGAAUUUUGAAAAGGGGAAUUUGUAUAUAUGUGUGCGUGUUUGUCUAAGUAAGUACACACACACGCACACAUAUAUAUCAUGCAUAUAGUAAAAAGAAGUUAGCUAGAUGGGGGUAUUUUCUGAACACUGCAAAAAAAAGAAUGCAGCAAAGUGGCUUGAGUCAUCACUUUUGGGCAACUAUAUCCUAAGAAGUUUGUGAAAAGAUCUAAAGCCUUUCUCCAUACCCCCUAAUUCUUAUGAGCCGCUCACAGCAGGCAGCAUAUGCUGAAACAAGUUAUUAUGGAAACACAUCUGUAUCCCCUCACCAAUGUAUUUUCUUUAUUAAAUUGCUCUGACUUCUCAGCCUCAUUUGGAGUAAAAAAAGAAAGCAGAAAUCUAUGAACACUAAAGGGUUACAUUGACUUUUUCAGAAAGUAGAAAACAACUUAGUUCUUUUUCUGAAUGCUGCAUAGGUUUGUCAGUGAUUUUUUUUUUUUUCCAUUCAAUUGUGCCUUCUUUGUGGCAUGGUGAGAUGGAGGUGCUUAAGGAGAUCACAAGUUGUGUGGGAUUUGCAUCAGUGAACCUGUGAGCCUUCAAAGGAAAGACCAGAGGGUAAGAGAGGCCCCUGAAAGUUCGUAUGAUGGAUAUGUUCAGCAGCAGAGUGAGGAGAUGAAGCCUAUAUAUUCUGACAUUUUGUUGCUUAUACUGUGAUAUCUCAUCCUAGCUAAGCUCUAUAACCUCUAUAACUCCCAAGAUCCCAAACAGUACUUUUACUUUGUUUGUACAAAAACAAAGACAUAUAGCCAAUACAAAUCAAAUGCCAGAGGUAUUUGAAUGAUGCCAUAUUUGCAAAUUGCCAUCUGUUGGAAUUCUCAUCACACUACAUAGACAUAAUUUGAUUACCCCCUUUUGGCUUAUGGGAUUCCCUGUUUACAAGUAGAAUAGCCAGUUAUUUUAGUGUUUAGUUGCCAUAGUGAACCAGGAGUCACUGAGCCAAUGACUUUACCAGCUGCUGACUAAUCCUCAUCACCACUGUAGAUUAUGCUGCAUGUGCAGGGCCUCUUUUCUUUUUUUUAAUUGCUGUUUUUGUUGCUGCAGUACUUUACAAACAUCUAGUUCCUUGAGACUUAGUGACCAUUGGCAUCAUGUUAACAUCACACAAUAGGAAACACCACUUCCAGAAGUCUCUAGCCUCAGUGCUAAAGUACUACUGAAAAGGAACUAGCAAGUUUGGCACAUUAAGAAAAAAAAAAAAGUAAAGUAAGUUAUAGUGGUCAGGGAAUCUCUUGACAAAAGCUAACUUUUUUUUUCCCAGAGAGGGGCAUGUUUUGUUUUGUUUUGUUUUGCAAUGAAGGAUCAACCCAAUGCUGAAAGUCAGAUGUUAUUUGGUAUUCCACUGCCAGUGUGGAAAUUCAGUUGAAGGUGGGUAGGGAGCUGUGAGUAUGACUUGAAGAAAAAAAAUGUCCUUUUCCAGUGACAGAUCAGAGUUUCUUACAAGUUAUUUUCCUGCCCCCUCCCCAAUUGUCUUGAAGAACCCUUGCUGCUAACUCUGGAUCCUGCUUUUCAUAUAGUUAGAGGGCUCCAAGGCAGAAGUCUCUAAGUCUCUCUCAAUGAUACUCUUCACCUAGACCAGACUAAUGACCAAACAGUAAUCUAUCACUGUUGAAAUCUUGGUUUUCUCAACCAAAUUUAAGUCUUCCCCAGGUAUGUCAGUCCAGUCUCCAUGAAUCCUCCCCAUUAGGAGUUUCUGGCAUUCAUUUAAAGGUAACUGGAAGAAAAAUUAAUAUUUUAACGUAAAUACUUUUAAAACCAAGAUCACAAUAGAAUUCACACAGUUUUAGGCAGUGGUUCAGGUGGCACUCUGAUACAUUGUCCUCUUGGCCAUGCUCAAGAUCACUAGUUUUUAGGUGAACAUGACAUGUACUUAUAAUAUCUAAUAAAAGGGGCUUUUAAUUUUCUCAAUAUCUUUUUUGCACUCCAUAUUAUACAAAUUGAAAAAAUGAAUUUAUACAGUAUUUCAAACAAAUUAAUAUAUGUACCUAUAUGGAAGAAAAUGAUAGAGAGCUUUAGAAUUAAUAAAAUGUCCAAAAAUAUAAUGGAAUUUGAUAACUUUAAAAAUUUUUUAUUAAAUCUGGCCCCUCUGUGCUACUGGAGGAGUAGAUUAGGGAAGCAGAUCAGUUUUGCAUACAAGACUCCUUAAAAUCUAAAAUACUACCAAUGGAACAUGUUAAAGUCUACUUGUGGACUUAAAUUAGUCAAAUUGAGUUACCCAGUUCAUGCAGAUCAUAUGUACUUGUAAAAUCAUGAUUGAGUACUGACUCCAAAUGUCUACCCAGUAGGGCUUUGUAUCUGAUUUAAUUGUGUGGCAAUCAGUUUUACAUGUAGGUCAUGACUAUACCUGGAUUAUUCCAUUAAGUUAAUUUUAAUUAAAAUAUAUAUAGUUUGCAAAAAUGAUUCAAUUAAUUGGUUUGUGUGUGUUUGUAAGAUCUAACUUCUGAGAAUCUCAUACAUGGUAGGAAUCAUCAAGAGUAAAGCUUGUAACCGGAAAAUUUGAACGGUUUUUGGAGAUCCUAAAGAAAGAAGCAGGCACUUUCUGAAUCAGUGUGCAAAUGUAAACAUUUGAUCAAAUUAAUACUACCUCCUCCCCAGUGUUGUUGUUCACUCAAUAUAUAUGUGUUUAAGAAAAUAAAAAGUGUGAGAAAUUUGUCCAGCA
Molecule: messenger RNA, 6649 nt
Organism: Diceros bicornis minor
Lineage: Eukaryota; Metazoa; Chordata; Mammalia; Perissodactyla; Rhinocerotidae
Gene: TAOK1
Product: TAO kinase 1
Exons: 20
Coding region: 731-3736 (1001 amino acids)
Biological process (GO): execution phase of apoptosis; protein phosphorylation
Molecular function (GO): ATP binding; protein kinase activity
Source: RefSeq, a predicted model, not a curated record